AUGCUUCGGCAAGCACAAUUCCUAUCGACGUCCAAGCGACUGUUCUCGAGCACUACCCAACCACUUCGACCCUUCCGGGCAGCUCCUCUGAUCUCUUCUACAAGACAAUUUCUGUCUCCACGGGUGUCUUUUGCUUCUCAGAUUGCGCCCUUCUCCUCAACUGCGCAAAGGAAGAUUCUGCCGCCUGGUCCGCAGGUCAUCCAAGGAGGAGUCAACGACCCUGCGCCCGUGCCAAAGCCUGACCCCCUCCAUGGAAGCUAUCACUGGACAUUUGAACGAAUCCUGUCGGUGGCAUUGGUCCCCUUAACCAUCACACCUUUCGCUGCCGGCUCGGUCAGUCCGACGCUGGAUGCAGCUUUGAUCUUUGGCAUUUUGAUCCAUUCACACGCGGGUUUCCAAUCAAUCAUCAUUGAUUACAUUCCUAUCCAUCGUCACCCGACCAUGCGGCGAGCCUUCAUGUGGCUGUUGAACCUAGCUACCCUUGUUGUGGCGGUGGGCUUUUACGAGUUCGAGACCAACGAUGUUGGUGUGGUGGAGGCGAUGAAGAGAAUAUGGCAUGCAGGUGCGAAUGAUGCCACGAUUGGCAAGGCCGAUACAUCGAGCUUGGGUCACGAUGGAAAACUCAAGAAUCUGAAAUAA
Fonsecaea erecta is the source of this 639-nucleotide messenger RNA. RefSeq lists its product as hypothetical. Gene Ontology annotation, biological process: tricarboxylic acid cycle; mitochondrial electron transport, succinate to ubiquinone. Gene Ontology annotation, cellular component: mitochondrial envelope; membrane. The record is from RefSeq and is a predicted model, not a curated record. The coding region runs from base 1 to 639 and encodes 212 amino acids. Lineage: Eukaryota; Fungi; Ascomycota; Eurotiomycetes; Chaetothyriales; Herpotrichiellaceae. Gene Ontology annotation, molecular function: ubiquinone binding; heme binding. The transcript has 2 exons.